Molecule: messenger RNA, 552 nt
Organism: Prunus mume (Japanese apricot)
Lineage: Eukaryota; Viridiplantae; Streptophyta; Magnoliopsida; Rosales; Rosaceae
Source: RefSeq, a predicted model, not a curated record
AUGGAGAAGCAAACCACCAUCGCCUCUUCUUGUCUCUUCCUUUUAUACAUCACCACUUUUACGGUGGCAGAAGUUCUUGAAGCUCAUCAUCACCUUCAUCAGCACAACAUUCAUGGCUCUGUGAAACUUUUCGUCUUCGGGGACUCAUAUGUUGAUACUGGGAAUAUCAGAAAAUCUGUGUCUCCUUCAUGGAAGGAACCUUAUGGGAUAACUUUUCCGGGAAAGCCCGCCGGCCGGGGUUCGGGCGGUCGUGGCCCCCCCCGUUUUUUAGCUUCCUUUUUGGGCAUAAGAUCUCCGGUGCCUUACGCAUUGAGAAAAUUUGUGAAGAAAUCCAAACUAGAGUCUGGGAUGAACUUUGCAUUUGGAGGCACAGGUGUUUUCGAUACAUUGGUCAGUGGACCGAACUUGACCACCCAAAUCGACUUUUUCGAACAACUGCUUCAACAAAAGGUCUAUGCCAAAAACGACGUCGUUAAAUCGUCCAUUGCUCUCGUAUCAGUUGCGGGGAACGACUAUGCUGCUCAUUUUGGUAGACCAGGCAACGACACAAAG